Trypanosoma cruzi is the source of this 936-nucleotide messenger RNA. Its product is annotated as DNA-J protein, putative. Bases 1 to 936 code for a protein of 311 amino acids. The record is from RefSeq and is a predicted model, not a curated record. Lineage: Eukaryota; Euglenozoa; Kinetoplastea; Trypanosomatida; Trypanosomatidae. The transcript has a single exon.
AUGCGACGUUCACUGCGGAUUCUGGCACUUGAUCCAUUUGCGGUGCUGGGGCUCAGUCGUAGUUCCACAAAAGCCGAGAUCAAGACGCGCUUUCGUGAGCUCGCGCGUUUACAUCACCCGGAUGCUCCCGCGGGUAACAGCGAGAAGAUGGAGCAGGUGAACAAGGCGUAUAACAUGUUGAUUAAGGAGGGUGCGUAUGAACGGAUGCGUAUGAAGUCGUCCGGGGUAAAGGCACGUGCCGACGUGCGUCGUCCAAGCCCUUUUUCCCAGGAGUCUGAGCGGCAGCCGCAACAGCGAGAAGAGAAGGAAACCCCGUAUGAGGCACUUUCAGAGGAAGAAGUUGCCAAGUUGAGUGCGCUAGAUCCGACCACGGAAAGGGUUACACCGACUGGAACUUACAUGUAUCAGAGCCGUGAUGAUGGGAGUUGGACAGAGCUAGACAGACCGCUGGUGCGUGCACACCAGCCAAGGUAUGCCUCAUAUGCAGCCCAGGCUGAUAUGUCGGAAGAAUUGCGUCGCAGGUCGAUUGAAAAGGAAAAGGAGGAAAAUUCAAAGUCAAUCCUUCAGCGUGUGGCGGAUCGAAUGAGUGACAGUGCCGAUCUUCCCUCGCGAAAUCCAGCAGCAUUGCGGUUCUACUUUCUCCUAGCAUUUGUGGUGUUAUAUUUCACGUACCAGCGCACAUUUGCGUGGGGCAAACAUCGAAGCAUUCGCGCCGACUUUUAUUCCUCUGUUGAGCAGAAACGGGAGGAGCUCCUUGAGGUUUAUAAAGAAAAUCGAGACGCUCUAGAGACAUCUGUCGCUGCUGCCGCCAUAGUUUUUCUCGUGGCCAGUCAGAGGAAGCAGGAGACGGAUCCUGUUGUGCCGCCCACACCUGAAAAACACUUCAGGGAGAUUCGGCCGCCCCGAGAACAUUUUUACGUGAUUUCGGGUGGAUAG